Echinops telfairi (small Madagascar hedgehog) is the source of this 3197-nucleotide messenger RNA. RefSeq names its product vascular cell adhesion molecule 1 (gene VCAM1). Gene Ontology annotation, molecular function: integrin binding. Bases 112 to 2328 code for a protein of 738 amino acids. The transcript has 9 exons. Gene Ontology annotation, cellular component: membrane. The record is from RefSeq and is a predicted model, not a curated record. Gene Ontology annotation, biological process: cell-cell adhesion. Lineage: Eukaryota; Metazoa; Chordata; Mammalia; Afrosoricida; Tenrecidae.
GCUGAGCCUCACUGGCUUCAGGAGCUGCACACUCUGCCCAGGCGGUUCAGGUGGGACAGAAAGUGGGAUCCUGGAAGCAUUAUUUUCUCUUCACACAGGGAGCAGCUUAAAAUGCAUGCGGAGAUGGUCCUGAUCUUGGGCGCUUCAAGUAUGCUUUGGACGCUGUUUGCAGCUUCUCAGGCUUUUAAAAUCGACAUCUCUCCGGAGGACAAAAUUCUUGCUCAGAUUGGUGACUCAGUCUCACUGACUUGCAGCGCUGAUGGCUGCGACAGCCCGUCUUUCUCUUGGAGGACCCAGAUAGACAGUCCGCUGAAUGGGAAGGUCAGGAACGAGGGAACCAAGUCCACCCUGACCAUGGCACCCGUUACCUUCGACAACGAGCAUUCGUACCUGUGCACAGCUUCGUGCAGUUCUGGGAAAGAGGAGAAGGGGAUCGAGGUGGAAAUCUACUCUUUUCCUAAAGAUCCAGAGAUCCAUUUGAGUGGACCACUGGAGGUCGGAAAGCCGGUCAGAGUGAAAUGUCUGGUCCCUGAUGUUUACCCAUCCGACAGGCUGGAGAUAGAUUUACUGAAGAACAACCAGCUCGUGAAGAAUCAGGAAUUUCUGGAGGAUUCAGAGAGAAAGUCCCUGGAAACCAAGAGUUUAGAAGUAACCUUUACUCCUAUCAUCGAGGAUAUUGGAAAAAUCCUUGUGUGUCGAGCUAAAUUACACAUUGACGGAACAGAUUCUGUGCUCACAGAGCGAGAGACCAGGAAGGAACUGCAAGUCCACAUCUCACCCAGGAAUACAGUCAUAUCUGUGAGCCCUUCAACAAGCCUGCAAGAAGGUGACGCUGUGACCAUGAAGUGUUUCAGCGAGGGGCUGCCGGCUCCAGAGGUUUCCUGGAGCAAGAAGUUAGAUAAUGGGAACUUACAGCUCCUUUCUGGGAAUUCAACUCUCACCUUAAUUGCCAUGAGGAUGGAAGACUCUGGAAUUUAUGUGUGUGAAGGGGUUAAUCUAAUUGGGAGAAAUAGAAAAGAAGUGGAAUUAAUUGUUCAAGAGAAAUUGUUUACAGUAGAUGUCUCCCCUGGGUCCCGGAUUGCUGCUCAGAUUGGGGACUCAGUGGUGUUGACGUGUAGUGUCACAGGCUGCAAAUCCCCAACUUUCUCCUGGAGAACCCAGAUUGACAGCCCGCUCAGUGGGAAGGUGAGAAGUGAGGGGACAAAGUCCACGCUGACGCUGAGUCCUGUUAGCUUUGAGAAUGAACACUCUUACCUAUGUACAGUCACCUGCGGGCACAAGAAACUGGAGAAAGGAAUCCAGGUGGAGCUCUACUCAUUCCCUAGAGAUCCAGAAAUUGAGUUGACUGAUGCGCUAGUGAUGGGAAACCCUGUCACCGUAAGCUGCACGGUUCCUGAUGUGUACCCUUUUGACCGCUUGGAGAUUGAAUUACUUAAGGGGAAGAGUACUAUGAAGUAUAAAGACUUUUGGGGAGACAUGAAUCGACAAUCCCUGGAGACUAAGCGUUUGGAAGUGACCUUCAUCCCCACCACCAAAGACAUCAGAAACGUUCUUGUUUGUAAGGCUAAGUUAAAUAUUACUGAACUGGAGUUUGAACCCAAACAAAGGCUGAGUUCGAAGACACUUCAUGUUAACGUUGCCCCAAAGGAUACAACCAUCCUAGUUAGCCCCUCUUCCACCCUGGAGGAAGGUAGUUUUGUGAAUUUGACCUGCUUCAGCAAUGGCCUUCCUACUCCGAAGAUCCGUUGGAGCAAGCAACUAAGUAAUGGGGCUCUACAACUUCUUUCUGAAAAUUCUACUUUCACCUUGAUGUCUGCAAAGAUUGAAGAUUCUGGUAUUUAUGUGUGUGAAGGGGUUAACCAGGUUGGAAUAAGCAGAAGAGAAAUCAAAUUAAUUAUUCAAGUUCCACCAAAAGACAUACAACUUACAGCCUUUCCUUCUGAGAGUGUCCAGGAAGGUGACACUGUCACCAUCUCCUGCACAUGUAGAAACGUGACGGAAACGUGGAUAAUCCUGAAGAAGAAAGCAGAGACUGGAGACAAGACUCUGAAAUCUAUAGGUGGCACAUACACCAUACGCGAAGCCCAGCUAGAGGAUGCAGGGGUUUAUGAAUGCGAAUCGAAAAACGAAGUUGGCUCUCAGUCAAGAAGUUUAAAGCUUGAUGUUAAAGGAAGAGAAAAUACUGACUAUUUUUCUCCUGAACUUGUUGUACUCUAUUGUGCAUCCACCUUAAUGAUACCUGCCAUUGGAAUGAUCAUUUACUUUGCAAGAAAAGCCAACAUGAAAGGGUCAUACAGCCUGGUAGAAGCACAGAAGUCAAAAGUGUAGCUAAUGUUGAAAACAACCAAUCAGAGACAGUAUUUAUCAGUUCCAAUCCUUAAUGUUGCUCUUCGUUCCACGGGAAAAACAACUAGCUGAGAAUUCAGAGUCCUUGAAUCUGGAAGAAAAUGGCUGUCGGUGCCGCUUGCUGUGAGCAAAAAGUUAAAGGAAAACUUUCGACCUGAACACUGCCAUUGAGAUGUGGUGGCUGGAGCAGUUCCUUGUUGUGUCUAGUCGAGAACGUAAUAUGUAAAUAUGUAAAAUAAAAUUAUUCCGGAGAAGCAUUGCUUGGCAGAGCAGCACUCUAUAUGGAGAUCCCCAAGAUAAUCAGUGUUCCUUGGGUUUAUUGUUAUAACUUAAUGUAUCUUAGAAAAAGUUAACGUUAAUAUUGACUGGCAGCUGACCUAUGUCACCUUUCUUAUAUUUUAUAUCCUAUAACCAAAUUUUAUUUCUGCAAAGGUCGUUGGCAAUAAUUUCAUAUUUUGUGAAAAUGACAGUGUUUUAGAUUUCUAUAGGAAAUGAUAAAUCAAGAGGGCAUGGGGUUGACUUUCAGGUACGAAAUACCUCAACCAAUAAAGGUAUAAUGGUUGAUUGGAUUUCUCAAUAUGGUACUGACAUGGUACGGAGAUGUUUUAUGGUGUGGCUUGCUCACAAGAUUCUUGUGUAACUUUCCUAAAUGGAACUUCUUUUGAUUUUCUUUUGUAAAUGCUCAGAUUUGGGGUUAGUAAAGUGAUGAUUCUAAAACUGAAGACCUGUGUAAUUUUGAAAAAUAAAUUGUCUCUUUUUAUCACAUUGUAGCUCUUUUUGAAAGACCAAGUUCUAAGACUGAAGAAUCCUAAACAAAAGUAAUAAUAAUAAAGACUCACUAUGGAAUGUGA